GGCCCUAAUUAUCAAAUCGUGUCCGCCCCGGUUUUCCCUAGCUGUAUCCGUGUAAGCAACAGACUCUGCUUACCUUUGCUGCCAGUCGUCCAACUCCAUGCCGAAUCGGUUUUCGUCUCCCACGCAUCCAAAUCUAUAAACGUGCUGCUCGAUAGCCAGGGCGCAGCAGGGCAGCGACAGAUCGAAGUAGCAAGACGAACUUUGGCACGAGAUCUGCGAAACCCCGAGGCGCGAUGGCGAGCCGGCAGCUGCAGGUGCUGAGCGCGCUGGACGGCGCCAAGACGCAGUUGUACCACUUCAGGGCGAUCGUCGUCGCCGGCAUGGGUUUCUUCACUGACGCCUACGACCUCUUCUGCAUCUCGCUCGUCACCAAGCUCCUCGGCCGCAUCUACUACGCCGACCCCUCCAGCCCUAACCCUGGCUCGCUGCCGCCCAACGUGGCCGCGGCCGUCAACGGCGUCGCGCUCUGCGGGACCCUCGCCGGCCAGCUCUUCUUCGGCUGGCUCGGCGACAAGCUCGGCCGGAAGAGCGUCUACGGCAUGACGCUAAUGCUCAUGGUCGUCUGCUCCGUCGCCUCCGGGCUCUCGUUCGGACACACCCCGGCCAGCGUCAUGGCCACGCUCUGCUUCUUCCGCUUUUGGCUCGGCUUUGGCAUCGGCGGCGACUACCCUCUGUCCGCCACCAUCAUGUCCGAGUACGCCAACAAGAAGACGCGCGGAGCCUUCAUCGCCGCUGUCUUUGCAAUGCAGGGCUUCGGCAUCCUCGCCGGCGGCGUCGUCACGCUCGUCCUCUCCACGGUUUUCCGUAACGCGUUCCCGGCGCCAGCGUACCAGGUCGACGCCGCCGCGUCCACCGUGCCGCAGGCCGACUACGUGUGGCGCAUCAUCCUCAUGCUCGGCGCGCUGCCAGCGGCGCUCACGUACUACUGGAGAACGAAGAUGCCGGAGACGGCGCGGUACACGGCGCUGGUCGCAAAGAACGCGAAGCAGGCCUCGCUGGACAUGUCCAAGGUGCUUCAAUCGGAGAUCGAGGCGGAGCCGGAGAAGCUCGACGAGAUCAUGGCCAGCGGCGAGGAGUACGGCCUCUUUACGUCGCGGUUUGCCAAGCGCCACGGCCUCCACCUCCUCGGCACGGCGACGGCGUGGUUCCUGGUCGAUGUCGCGUACUACAGCCAGAACCUAUUCCAGAAGGACAUCUUUGGCAGCAUCGGCUGGAUCCCCAAGGCGCGCACCAUGAACGCGCUCGAGGAGGUGUUCCGCAUCUCCCGCGCGCAGACGCUCAUCGCGCUCUGCGGCACCGUGCCGGGCUACUGGUUCACCGUGUUCCUCAUCGACGUCAUCGGAAGGUUCUGGAUCCAGCUCGUGGGGUUCGCCAUGAUGACCGUUUUCAUGCUCGGCCUCGCGGUGCCUUACCACCACUGGACGACGCCGGGCAACCACGUCGGCUUCGUCGUCAUGUACGGGCUCACCUUCUUCUUCGCCAACUUCGGGCCGAACGCAACGACGUUCAUCGUGCCGGCCGAGAUCUUCCCGGCGCGGCUCCGGUCGACCUGCCACGGCAUCUCGGCUGCGGCGGGGAAGGCCGGUGCCAUCAUCGGGGCGUUCGGGUUCCUCUACGCGGCACAGUCGCCGGACCCGGCGCACGUGGACGCCGGGUACAAGCCUGGGAUCGGCGUGCAGAAGGCGCUGUAUGUGCUCGCUGCGUGCAACCUCCUGGGGUUUUUGGUCACGUUCCUCGUGCCGGAGUCGAAAGGGAAGUCGCUCGAGGAGAUGUCCGGCGAGGCCGACGCCGAGGAAGGCAACGGCGCCAAUAAAGUCCGCCCGUCGGGAGAGCAGCUGGUUUGAAUAGUUUUGAUCCUCGAGAAGGCAACACACGCAUACGUGCAUGUUUGCAUGCGACGAGUUUUUUUUGUGUCGUGACCGGAACUUUGUGUAGGUGUAUACAGUAAAUUUUGUCACUGUUACAUGGUAGGCAUCGGUUGAUAUUACGCUUGAUCUUAGCCAAAAGGUCGACAAAAAUAUACUAUUUGUUAGAGAAAGGAAACAUCAAGAUUUUAGAUCUCUCGACUUUUUAAUUUUUUUUGCAGAGAGAAACUUGUGUUACUUAAUUAAUGAAGAUUAGA
Messenger RNA from Triticum aestivum (bread wheat), 2122 nucleotides. Its product is annotated as probable inorganic phosphate transporter 1-12. Gene Ontology annotation, biological process: phosphate ion transport; transmembrane transport. NCBI's taxonomy places the organism in Eukaryota, Viridiplantae, Streptophyta, Magnoliopsida, Poales, Poaceae. Bases 234 to 1844 code for a protein of 536 amino acids. Gene Ontology annotation, cellular component: membrane. The record is from RefSeq and is a predicted model, not a curated record. The transcript has a single exon. Gene Ontology annotation, molecular function: phosphate transmembrane transporter activity.